AUGGCCAGCCGUAGACAGCGGAGGAAGAUCGGCGAGAAGAAGAAGAGGAGAAAGACCAGAGCGGCUACGAUAAAGAAGAAGAUCGUCAACAAGUCCUCUGCGCCAGCGCCGCAAGGACGCAGAAACCGGCGGCAGGAGGGAACGGCGCCGGCCAAGGAGCAGCACGACAUGAAACCGACACUUCACUAUUCUAUAAUCGACUUGUGUACUGACGGCAUCCCUCGUUUUCUCCUAGACGCUGAGCGCCGCUGCCGUGAGAAGAGGACAUGCGACUUUUGCGGAGUAGGCAGAAUCCACGACAACGAUCACUUCUGCCCCUACAACUACAUCCACGGGCCUUUCAGCCUCACAACAUGCAGAGAGCGGUGCCCUCCGGGGAGGCACCCGCUCUUGCUGGCCUCCGCCUCCGGCUCAGCUGGGAGCCAACACCAGCUGCGCCGAGUCGUGCGCGUGACCAACGUGCCGCUGAGCAUGAUCCCCGGCGAGCAUGAGUUGCAUGGGCUCUUCAAGCGGUUCGGGCCGCUUGUCAUGUGCGACUUAACGAGCUCGAGGAGCCAUGACCCCGUGGGAUUCGGGUGGGUCGCGUUCGAGAGCCGUGAGCACGCGGAGGAGGCCAUCGGCAAGCUCAAGGGCCACCUCGUCGGUGACCUCAGGCUCCGAGUUGACUGGGUAUACCCACGCUGA
Triticum dicoccoides is the source of this 684-nucleotide messenger RNA. Its product is annotated as eukaryotic translation initiation factor 3 subunit G-like. Lineage: Eukaryota; Viridiplantae; Streptophyta; Magnoliopsida; Poales; Poaceae. The transcript has 3 exons. The coding region runs from base 1 to 684 and encodes 227 amino acids. Gene Ontology annotation, molecular function: RNA binding. The record is from RefSeq and is a predicted model, not a curated record.